Molecule: messenger RNA, 1812 nt
Organism: Fusarium coffeatum
Lineage: Eukaryota; Fungi; Ascomycota; Sordariomycetes; Hypocreales; Nectriaceae
Exons: 2
Coding region: 1-1812 (603 amino acids)
Source: RefSeq, a predicted model, not a curated record
AUGUUAGACAGACCACCAAUCCGCAUAGGAAACGUCUCCGGCGCAACAGGCGACCAUCCCCAUGCAAUGUCCCGCAUGGUCCGCACAGGCAACGUCAAUGUUAUAACAGGCGACUGGCUUUCCGAGAUGAACAUCGCCUGGAACGCAAUCACAAAGCAAGAAGUCGAUCCCAACCUCGGCUAUGAAAAUGGAUUCUAUGAACAGCUUGACGAGUGUCUUGAUGAUAUCAUGCAGCGUGAUAUUCGCGUGGUCACAAAUGCUGGUGCGCUGAACACUGAUGCGCUUUAUGAGAAAGUGAAAAGGCUUUGUGAGGAGCGCGGGUAUGGGGAUGUGGUUGUUGCCAAAGUGCUGGGCGAUGAUGUCUCGGAGACGGUCAUGAAAGGUGAUGUGAGAGUCACACAUCUAGAUCACCCAGAACAAACCCUCGAAGAUUGGGGUUUUGAACCAUGUUGUGCAACUGCAUACAUCGGAUGCUGGGGCAUCGUCCAAGCCUUACGAUCUGGCGCAAAAAUCGUCAUCUGCGGCCGCUGUACAGAUGCUUCUCCCGUCAUGGGAUCCGCGGCAUGGUAUCACGGCUGGCGAGAAGAUCAAUACGAAGAACUUGCCGGUUCUUUACUCGGCGCUCAUCUCAUUGAGUGCGGUCCUUAUGUCGUCGGUGCGAAUUUCUCUGGUUUCAAAGAUUUUUUACCUGAGCUGGUAGACAUUGCUUUUCCUAUUGCUGAGAUUAAUUUGAAGGGACGGUGUGUUAUUGGGAGAACGGGUGAAGGUGGUGGACGUGUUACGAAAGAAACUGUUACGGCACAGCUUCUCUACGAACUUCAGGGCCAUCUCUACUUGAACCCUGACGUUGUAGCUGAUCUUUCGUCCGUUCGCGUCGAGCAAGAGUCAGAGAAUAGAGUCUCUGUAUCUUGCGUCAAGGGUCUUCCCCCUCCACCAACAGCAAAGGUCAUGGUUGCUGCAAAAGGAGGAUUCCAAGCAGAAGCAACCUUUUACAUCAACGGUCUCGACGUCGCUGAGAAAGCAACCAUGAUGAAGAAUCAAUUGGCGCAUAUGUUCAAGGAUUCCAAGUUUAGUCGACUUAGCAUUGAGUUGUACGGUACACCUGCUGAGAACCCGACUUCUCAACAAGCAGGUACUGUGUCACUCCGUGUUUUCGCUCAGGCGCGAAAGAAGGAGGAUAUCGAUGCGUCUAAGUUCAAGGUUCCUAUUUAUGCUCUUCGCAUGCAAAGCUAUCCCGGGUAUCACAUGAACUUGGAUUUCAGAACCAUGGUUCCCAAGCCUUUUAUGGAGAUGUUUCCUGCUCUAAUGCCUGUCUCAGCGAUCGAGCACCGUGCUGUGAUGAGUACAGGAGAAACAUAUCCCAUCGCCCCUCCUACACAAACAGCUAAAUACCCCAUCGUACGACCAAGCACAGAAACUCAUGGACCUGUCGACAUGCUCACCUUUGGUCCGACCGAGUAUGCACCACUGGGCAGUAUCGUGCACGCAAGAUCCGGCGACAAGGGUGAUAACUCCAACGUUGGCUUUUUCGUUCGACACGACGAUGAAUAUGCUUGGUUGAGAAAUCUUUUGACUGUUUCUAAGCUGAAGCAGUUAUUUGGGGAUGAUUGGUUCAAGAUGAAUCCUGAUCGACGUGUUGAACGUGUUGAGUUUGCUGGUAUCAACGCUGUGCAUUUCCGAGUUUUGGAUAACUUGAAUGGUGGCAUUGCCUCCUCCGAUAGGAUUGAUGGAUUAGGGAAGGGCAUUGGCGAGUAUUUGAGAAGUCGGUAUGUUGAUGUACCAAAGGCGUUCCUGGAUAGAGGAAGGAUUUAG